Molecule: messenger RNA, 803 nt
Organism: Castor canadensis (American beaver)
Lineage: Eukaryota; Metazoa; Chordata; Mammalia; Rodentia; Castoridae
Gene: Mrpl27
Product: mitochondrial ribosomal protein L27
Biological process (GO): translation
Cellular component (GO): ribosome; mitochondrial large ribosomal subunit
Molecular function (GO): structural constituent of ribosome
Source: RefSeq, a predicted model, not a curated record
GAGCUGCCGGAAGCGGAAGCAGACUUCUAAGACCGGAAGUAGGUUGAGGUAACGAUGGCGUUGGCGGUGCUGGCGCUGAGGACGCGGGCAGCGGCCCUGUUGAGCCCUACUCCAGCCACAGCCCUUGCUGUUAGAUACGCAUCCAAGAAGACAGGUGGCAGCUCCAAAAACCUCGGUGGAAAGUCACCAGGCAAACGGUUUGGCAUCAAGAAAAUGGAAGGUCACUAUGUUCAUGCUGGCAACAUCCUUGGGACUCAGCGCCAGUUCCGCUGGCACCCAGGGGCUCAUGUGGGGCUGGGGAAGAAGAAGUGCCUGUAUGCCCUGGAAGAGGGGACAGUCCGCUACACUAAGGAGGUCUACGUGCCCAACCCCAAGAACUUGGAGGCUGUGGAUCUGGUCACCAGGCUGCCCAAGGGUGCUGUGCUCUACAAGACUUUUGUCCAUGUGGUUCCUGCCAAACCUGAGGGCACCUUCAAAUUGGUGGACAUGCUUUGAAAUCCUGGUUGAGGCCAUUGGACAGAGACUAGAGCACAGGUGACAGGAGACAGUGAUACUAGAGGACAUCAAGGGUUGGGGAGACAUCAAGGAAGAGGUCUGCCGAAUGGUGACUACAGGAGACUGCAGCAACUACUGGGAAAUCCUUCGGGAGAUCUGAUGUGGGCUUAAAUAAAACUAGCUGAAGUCACGAGUCUAUGCCAUUUGGAGACAAACCUGGGUGGGGCUGCUUACUGGCCUGCCGUCUCAUGCACACUAGAGGGAAAGGAGGAAAGAGGCCUGUCAGAGCCAGGGGACUUUGUUUAGAG